This is a messenger RNA of Gryllus bimaculatus (two-spotted cricket), 1507 nucleotides long. The record is from the annotation of a GenBank genome assembly. NCBI's taxonomy places the organism in Eukaryota, Metazoa, Arthropoda, Insecta, Orthoptera, Gryllidae.
GAGUGCGUGGGCGUGCGUAGGAGGGCAGGGCGGUGGCGAGGGCGGCGGCGGCGGCCGCCUCGGCGCCUACUACCCGCGCUUCGCCGGCGGCGCGCCCAACUGGUCGUUCGUGUUCGACCCCGCGGGCCGCCUCUGCUACUACUGGUCCAUGGUGGUGUCACUCGCCUUCCUCUACAACUUCUGGGUCAUCAUCUACCGCUUCGCCUUCCAGGAGAUAAACGGUGAGACGUUAGUGGUGUGGUUCUGCCUGGAUUACUUGGCCGACUUCCUGUACUUGGCCGACAUCGUCUUCCACUUUCGCACGGGGUACCUCGAGGACGGCGUUCUGCAGACGGACGCCACCAAACUGCGCCAGCACUACAUGAACUCGACCACGUUCUACAUCGACUGCCUCUGCCUGCUGCCGCUAGACUUCCUCUACCUCUCCAUCGGCUACAACUCCAUGCUGCGCUCCUUCCGCCUCGUCAAGAUCUACCGCUUCUGGGCGUUCAUGGACCGCACGGAGCGACACACCAACUACCCCAACCUCUUCCGCUCCACGUCGCUCAUCCACUACUUGCUGGUGAUCUUCCACUGGAACGGCUGCCUGUACCACAUCAUCCACAAGAACGACGGCUUCGGUUCGCGCAACUGGGUGUUCCCGGACGGCGGGGAGGCGGCGGCGCCCGACGUGGUGCGCCAGUACCUGCAGAGCUACUACUGGUGCACGCUGGCGCUCACCACCAUCGGCGACCUGCCGCGGCCGCGCUCCAAGGGCGAAUACCUCUUCGUCAUCCUGCAGCUGCUCUUCGGCCUGCUGCUGUUCGCCACGGUGCUGGGCCACGUGGCCAACAUCGUCACCAGCGUCAGCGCCGCGCGCAAGGAGUUCCAAGCUAAGCUCGACGGCGUCAAAACGUAUAUGCGCAUGCGUCGGGUGCCAGCCGAGCUACAACUGAAGGUCAUCAAAUGGUUCGACUACCUGUGGCUCACGCAGAAGUGCUCCGACGAGGAGAAGGCUGUUUCCUGCUUGCCUGAUAAGCUGAAGGCGGAGAUAGCCAUCAACGUGCACCUGGACACGCUGAAGCGCGUGGAGAUCUUCCAGAACACGGAGGCCGGCUUCCUGUGCGAGCUGGUGCUGCGGCUGCGGCCGGUGCUCUUCUCGCCCGGCGACUACAUCUGCAGGAAGGGAGAAGUGGGCAAGGAGAUGUACAUCGUGAACCGCGGGCGGCUGCAGGUGGUGGCCGACAACGGAAAGACAGUGCUGGCCACGCUCAAGGCGGGCUCCUACUUCGGGGAGAUCUCCAUCCUCAACAUGGGCACCGCAGGCAACCGUCGCACGGCGUCGGUGCGCUCCGUGGGGUACAGCGACCUGUUCGUGCUCUCCAAGAAGGACAUGUGGGACGUGCUGAAGGAGUACCCGGCGGCGCGCGUGCGCCUCGAAGCCAUCGCCGUCAAGCGCCUCGAAAAGUACAAGCGCGCGCCGCUAGAGCGAGAGCUGUGUCUUGACGCCAAGAAAUCCAUAUGUUAA